CUAAUAUCCCGUAUUUCGACAUUCAUUUCACAAUGUUAUCAAUGGACAUUUGUUGAUACAUGCAACCUUUGUUGAUAGAUGCCAUCAUUAAGAUAAUCUAAACCAUGCAAAGAGGGUUUCAAAUCAGUUUGUCUAUAGCAGUGGUUGUGUUUCUAAGCGACCUUGCUUUAGGACAGCAGCCAUACACAAUCGGUUCAAGACUUGGGGACUUGACAGGCACUGUGAAAACGGUCAAUAAUGGUACAACCAAGGUAUUCAGCUUCCUUAAUAUCCCCUACGCCAAGGCCCCAGUUGGUGCUCUAAGGUUUGCUAAACCAGAGCCAUAUGGACGAUGGGAUGGGGUACUGGAUGCCACAAAAUUAGGAAACGCCUGUAUUCAGGCGCCGGAUCCUUUCAAUAAAAGGACCUUUAAGAGUCUCUCCGAAGACUGUCUUCAGUUAAACAUCUAUGUACCUAAUAACUUUACGUCAGAAAAGAGAAGCGUUAUGGUCUGGAUUCACGGUGGGACGUAUAAUUACGGAUCGGGCACGCUUUACAAUGGCACGAUGCUGGCAGCUCAGGGUGACGUUGUGGUGGUCACCAUCAACUACCGUCUCGGUAUCUUUGGCUUCCUAUCCUACAAUGAAACCAUCGCCAGGGGUAAUUACGGAUUAUGGGACCAAAUGCUGGCCUUAAAAUGGGUGCAGGAUAAUAUUGAAGAUUAUUCGGGUGAUCCCUCGUCCAUCACAAUUUUCGGAGAAUCUGCAGGUGGAUUUAGUGUGUCGCUUUUAUCGUUGAUUCCUAGGAACAAGGGACUUUUCCACAGAGUAAUAGCCGAGAGUGGAGUGUCUGAUACUUUCCUAUCGUUAUCUCAGCAUGCCAAACUCACGGCUACUGCCCUGGGAGAUGCUCUGGGAUGUGUGUACGACCCAAUAACGAGAAAUUUUAAAACAGUUCUCUACUGCCUGAGAUCCAAAUCAGUUGAUGAAAUUUUCAAAGUUUUAAAUAUCUUUGAAACUUAUUUUUUGAUAUCUUCCUUGACGAUUGAAAUACCCUUUGCACCAGUAAUUGACGGAGAAUUAUUCAAUGACUUCCCAUCUAAACUUCUAUCUAAUCCUUCAUCGGAUGAACUCGCUUUCUUUAAAUCAUUAGACAUGAUCAUUGGUAAUUGUAAUAUGGAGGGGUCGUUAUAUUUAGCAAUGACCCCCGAAGAACAGGACAGAUAUGGCUUUAAUAUAAGCACCGGGAUCCCUCAGGAAUUCUUUUGUGAUAACUUCAUUCCUGCCAUUGUGCGAACUUAUUUUGACUCUAAUGCCAAAGUUUCCAAAGCUAUUUGCGAAGAAUAUAAAGUAAAUAAUGAUCCUGAUGAACAAAGCAGACAAGUUCUCCAAAUGUAUACAGACUUAUUCUUUAUUUCUCCGACAUUUUCAUCUUUAUUUGCUCACUCCAACAGUAAAACUUAUAAAACCACAAACACAUUUCAGUAUUUGUUUAACAACAAGACCCCAUUGCCUUACGGUGCUCCAAGACCUGCAUGGUACAGAGGUUCUGGACACGCAUCAGAGCUACCAUUCCUCUUUGGAAUAGAAGAUCUUCAUUAUCGACACAUAGAUGUUACAGAAGACGAAUUUAAACUGGCUUUAAUAAUGAAAGAUCUUUGGACUAAUUUUGCCAAAACAGGCGACCCGAACGGAUCAGGACUUCCAAAAUGGCCCCAGUUUGAUCCUAGCAUGCAAACCUAUCUACAACUCAACUACGCUAAUCUGACAUCCCUAAAUAAGUACGAGGCAGAGAGAAUGAAAUUUUGGUUAAAUACUAUACCAAACAUCAUGCAUACUAAUUAAAAUUAAUUGUAUAUUUAAAUUAAUAAUUUAUAUUAAAGUGUUCUGAAAACCACCCAAUUUGUAUUUAUUUAUUUAUAUAUCACCAAGAUUUUUGCGUUGUCAUGGGUGAUAACUCUGAA
Messenger RNA from Saccostrea cuccullata (small rock oyster), 1942 nucleotides. RefSeq names its product liver carboxylesterase 1F-like. NCBI's taxonomy places the organism in Eukaryota, Metazoa, Mollusca, Bivalvia, Ostreida, Ostreidae. The transcript is spliced from 3 exons. The record is from RefSeq and is a predicted model, not a curated record. The coding region runs from base 105 to 1823 and encodes 572 amino acids.